CAAGUAAUGAAGAGAUAUCAACAUCCGAACAUCUCUUCGUCGUUGAAUGUGUCGUGGAGAAGAGACUGCCUCGAUAGCUGGAUCUCCAGAUCAUCCCCAGUUGCAUGUCCAUUUAUACCCUCAAUUUCCUCGCCCGCGCCAAUAUUGGAAAUGCAAAAAUCCUUAAUGCCGACAGCGGUGACUCAUUGUUGGAGGUCCUUGACAUGACAAGUGGCCAGUUCUCCACUGUGCUGACAGUGUUUUUCAUUUCUUAUGCACUGUUCGAGACGCCGUCGAAUUACAUGCUCAAGCAUUUCUCUCCUCCGCAUUGGUUUGCGUUCCUCAUGGUCGGGUGGGGCGGAACGGAUAUGAUCAUCUCGUGCGUCAAGAGCUACAGUGCGCUGAUGGGACUUCGGUUUCUGCUUGGAGCAUUUGAAGCAGGGUUCUAUCCGGGAAUAAUCUACUUUCUCACCUUCUGGUACCGACCGCAAGAGCAUGCUCUUCCUCUCUCUCAUCUCCUCCCGUGCAUCACUCACUAGUGCUUUCAGAGGUAGCAUAGCGUAGCGUGUUGACCUCAUUCAUGACUCGAAAGGCUUGGAAACGUGGCGGUGAUUAUUCAUCAUUGAGGGUGCAUCAUCAUUUGCUCUGGUGGUGGCGGCAUACUGCUUCUUUCCUGCACAUCCCCAGAUGGCUCCUUUGCUAUCUG
This is a messenger RNA of Guyanagaster necrorhizus, 685 nucleotides long. RefSeq names its product MFS general substrate transporter. Gene Ontology annotation, cellular component: membrane. Gene Ontology annotation, molecular function: transmembrane transporter activity. Lineage: Eukaryota; Fungi; Basidiomycota; Agaricomycetes; Agaricales; Physalacriaceae. Gene Ontology annotation, biological process: transmembrane transport. The coding region runs from base 105 to 518 and encodes 137 amino acids. The transcript is spliced from 5 exons. The record is from RefSeq and is a predicted model, not a curated record.